This is a messenger RNA of Thelazia callipaeda (thelaziosis nematode), 801 nucleotides long. Lineage: Eukaryota; Metazoa; Nematoda; Chromadorea; Rhabditida; Thelaziidae. The record is from the annotation of a GenBank genome assembly.
AUGACCAAGGAUCGUCUGAGUGCCCUCAAAGCAGCACAGUCAGAAGAAGAUCAUGAAGAUGAGUUGACAGCAGCAGAUAGUACUCAGGGCCAAUUUAUGGAAGAGUUUUUUGAGCAGGUUGAAGAAAUACGAGGUAGCGUUGAUUUAAUAGCAUCGAAUGUGGAGGAAGUUAAGAAAAAGCAUUCAGCUAUUCUUUCUAAUCCAGUGAAUGAUCCAAAAACGAAGGAAGAACUGGAUGAGCUGAUGGCUAGUAUCAAGAAAACUGCGAACAAAAAUAGCAUAGAACACGAUGAAACUGGAGGUUUAUCAUCAGCUGAUUUACGUAUUCGAAAAACUCAGCAUUCGACACUUUCUAGAAAAUUCGUUGAGGUCAUGACAGACUACAACAAAACCCAAACUGAUUACCGUGAACGCUGUAAAGGUCGUAUCCAGAGGCAAUUAGAUAUUGCUGGGAAACAAGUUGGUGAUGAAGAUCUAGAAGAAAUGAUUGAAUCUGGUAAUCCGGGUGUGUUCACACAAGGAAUUAUCACUGAUACACAACAAGCACGGCAGACACUGGCUGAUAUUGAAGCUCGCCAUAACGACAUUAUGAAAUUAGAGUCGAGUAUUCGUGAGCUUCAUGAUAUGUUCAUGGAUAUGGCAAUGCUCGUUGAGUCACAAGGAGAAAUGGUAGAUCGCAUAGAGUAUAAUGUUGAGCAUGCAAAAGAAUUUGUGGAUCGAGCUGUAGCAGAUACCAAAAAAGCUGUGCAGUAUCAAAGUAAAGCAAGAAGGCUCAAAAAUGCAUGUUUCAAACAUUUUUGA